AUGUCAUUAAAGACGUGGAUGGUGCGCUUCUUGCGGCAGCAUCUAGUGCUGGUUAUUUUCCUCGUCCUUGCGUCUAUAAUAGCAGCAAUUGUGUAUGAACUUACCGGUGGUGGAAAGCCAAAAGCAGGAGUCUAUGAUGCUCCAGCGCUUAACGUCGUGGAUCUCGAAGGCACGGACCGACCGCGUAGUCUCUGGACAGACGAAGAGUUUGAAUGUUUAGGCUGGCGUGCGACCCAUAAUUGUGAUCCAUACGGACCACGUGAUAAAUCCAGGGAUCGUACAUGUGGGGAACCCAUGCCACGCUCAAGCGGCUUUUGCGAGGUCCGCAAUCGAACGAGCGGCGAAAUUCUGCGUGUCAUGUUGGCCACGUGCAAGAGCUGGCGUUGGUAUCUCGUGCCUUCGCUCUCAUGUAACGACGCUAGAGAUUUUACAGACUUUAGUAUACACGCUGCACAAUAUACACACCCACCACGUGAACUACUGCCAGGCAAAAGUUUAGAAGAGAAAGAAGCAGACAAAAAAGGUAUCGUCAUGAUCGCUUACCCAAAGAUCAUUGCGGGACUGUACGCUAUUGUCCGCAUGUUGAGAUCACUGGGAUGUGCAUUGCCAGUGGAAGUGUGGAUCCACUUGACAGAGAUGAAAGCAAACCAUUCCGUCUUGGUGGAGUUAGUCAAAUACUACAAUGUGAUAGUGAGAAUUAUUCGAGACCCCAAUGCAUCCAAGUUUCUUGCGAAACCUUACGUAAUCUACCACUCGACAUUUGAGAGUGUACUGUGGAUAGACUCGGAUAAUAUUCCAGUCCGCGAUCCGACGUAUUUGUUUGAAGCACCAGAGUUUGUCAAGUAUGGAGCGAUUUUCUGGCCAGAUUUUUGGAGACCUGCGAUUGAUACACCAUUCAAUCUGCACCAGCAGAGUGCUCUGUGGACACUGCUAGAUAUGCCGUUUACGGAUAUGUUUGAACAGGAAAGUGGCCAAUUCCUAGUGAACCGUUCGCGGUCGCAAAGUGCACUCUCAAAACUCAUGUUCUACUCAUCGCAUUUGCCACGAUUGAUUACGGACUGGCAACUUGUGUGGGGUGACAAAGAUUUGUUUCGUCUUGCGUGGCUAAACACAACCACUCCAUUUUAUAUGGUGCAGCAUCUCGUAGCUCUCGGCGGACUAUACGACGCGGACGAAGACUUUUUUUGUGGUGUCUCCAUGAUUCAACGUGACCCGAUGGGCGAAAUAAUAUUCAUGCAUCGUAAUCAAGGAAAACUUACAGGACGUCGCGAUCAAAAGCCGCUGAUUACACAUUUGCAAAAGUUUAUAGGUGGUGAUGGUACUGCAGCUUCACUUUCACGAGACUUGGAUAAGUACCGGGUGCAGUGCAAAAGGCGUCGACUAGGACAGUACACGUGCUUUAUGCUGAAUCCAAUCGCUCCUGACGGCGAUAGCACUCCGUCACUGACUCUCAGUCUCGAGACAACAAAGUAUAUGGCAAUAGAGCAGCAUGCUAUUGGCUUUUCGAUUGAAGGCCGCGGGCUUUUCGAUAAGGAAGAAGAGGCCGUGGUGGCGAAAAUGGAGGCAGACGUGCAAGCAACGAAGGAUAAGGAGACUGCUGCAGCCUAUGGCUACGGUGGCAAUGGAUACGGCGGUGCAGCAAGAGCCGACCAAAUUAUGAAACGGUAG
Peronospora farinosa is the source of this 1668-nucleotide messenger RNA. The record is from the annotation of a GenBank genome assembly. Lineage: Eukaryota; Oomycota; Peronosporomycetes; Peronosporales; Peronosporaceae.